UUUUAAGUUUAAACCUUAAAAAUAGGAAGUGCAUGCAGCAAUACAUAUACACGCAUUUAAUUGCACUAGCCAUUUUUUUCAUUGACGUUAAAAGUUUUUGGUCGUGUUCGUUCUUGUUUAUCCAUGGAAGUUGUUACCAUUAAAAACGUUACAUAAAAAAGGAAGCUAACAAACAGGGCACCUGUCGAAACGCAGUGUGCACUGUGGUCUGUAGGAGGAGGAAGAGAGAAAAGAAGUAAGAGAGAAGACAGUAAGGCUGCCGUCGUUGGGGUAUUAUAAAGACUCAAAAUUGAUAGAAAUAACAAAAAAGCUGCUGCAACUGGUGCCUCUUCCGAGGACCAGCCGCCGCGCAAAAAAGGACGACGUUCAGCAGCAGGACGGACGGACGAUUUUACUGGAAUAAACAAUAGUAGUGGCCUCCGUUCGUUUUUAUCGGAAGACAGCGAAACAGCAACAACGUCAAGAGCUGCAGCCGCAGCACAGCAAGAGCGGAUACGCAAUCAAAAUAAUCGUGAAAAACAGACAAAAGGUGAUUCAGCGAAUCAAAACGCAAACAAUAACAACAGUACUAACAAAGAAAACAGCCAAGAGGAGAACAAACAACUCGAACAACAGCACCAUCGUAAUAAAGUCACUGAAACAGAAAAAGCAGACUCCAGGGCGAAUAUGGAAAACGUAGCCUUGAACCCUUCUACAUCUCAAGGAAUAGAAACGACGAACAUGGCGAAUAUAAGUAACAAUGCUGGCAGUAGUCAUGAAAGUGACUCGUCAUCCGUAGCAGGAUCAGUGAACGUAAAUUCAACAAAUACGAACGGUCACGACGCUAAACAUAAUCAUAAUGGAUUCACUGCCAACAAUAAUAAUAACGACAACACAGAGCUUUCCAAUGCUCGCGAUGAUCAAAAUAAUCACAAUGAGACAAAUAAUACAAUUUCAUGGUUAGGAAAAUCAAAUCAAGAAAUUAUACGUCUGAUUGGACAAUAUUUGCAAGAUUUGGGACUUGAAAAAUCUGUGAAUACAUUAAUGUCCGAAUCUGGUUGCUAUUUGGAACAUCCAUCUGCAACGAAAUUUCGUGAACACGUUCUAUCAGGAGAGUGGAGCAAAGCAGAUGCAGACCUUAAGGAAUUGGAACCACUUAUAGAUAAUGGAAAACCAUCGACCAUUAUAGAAAUGAAAUUUAUAUUGUUGGAGCAAAAGUAUCUCGAAAACCUCGACGAUGGUUGUCCUUUGGAAGCUCUGCACGUAUUACGAAAUGAGCUUACGCCACUACAGCAUAAUAUAUCACGCGUUCAUCAAUUGUCCUCUUAUAUGAUGUGUUCAAAUAAUCACGAUCUUUACCAGCGCGCCAAGUGGGAAGGCAAAGGCAUAUUGUCCCGUGCUUUAGUUAUGGAACGGUUGCAGACGUUUUUGCCACCAUCAGUGAUGAUGGCUCCGAGGCGAUUGCGUUCUUUAUUGCAACAAGCCGUUGAACUGCAGACCCAAAACUGCUUAUUUCACGAUAUGGCGUGGGAAACUAAUUUACAAAAUGUGUCUUUGCUGACUGAUCACUGCUGUGCCACGGAUGGAUUCCCUUUGCAAACUAUCCAAAUUUUGUCAGACCACUGUGAUGAGGUGUGGUUUUGUAAGUUUUCACCUGAUGGCUUGAAAUUAGCAACAGGCAGUAAGGAUGGAGCCAUUAUUAUUUGGGAUGUCGAUCCGUACAAAUUGCAGUUGAAACAACGCCGGCUUUUGGAUAGCCAAACCCAAAUGAGCGUAGCAUUCAUCAACUGGAGCCCAGAUUCGAAAAUGAUUCUGGUUGGUGGUCCAGAGGAUUCCACUGAAAUUUGUAUUUUCAAUGUUGACGAUGGUCGUCUUCUGAUGAAAAUGAACAAUAUGAAUCAAGAAGAUAGCUUGUCCUGCGGGGCUUUCAAUCGCGAUGGCACUAGGUUUGUAUGCGGUGGACAAAAAGGACAAUUUUAUCUGUGUGAUCUCAAAGGUACCGUCCUCGAUUCGUGGGAGGGUGUGCGAAUCAAUAGCGUAGCCUAUAGAUCAGAUAACAAAACUAUACUAGCCGCUGACAAUCACUUUCGCAUUCGUGGGUACAAUUUUGAAAAUCCUCGAACUGAUUUUGAUGUUCUUAAGGAAUCACAUCCUAUCAUGACAUUUUCGGUCAAUUCGGCAGAUCGUUUAGCAUUGCUUAAUAUAUCCAAUCAGGGACUGCACUUGUGGGACUUGGAGGACAAAUGUCUCCUGCGUAGCUUCCAGGGUAUACGCCAAAGCAAUUUCGCUAUACACUCUUGCUUUGGUGGCGUCAAUGAAAGCUUCGUAGCUAGUGGUAGCGAGGAUAAACAUGUCUGCAUUUGGCAUAUCAAGCGAGAAGAACCUCUAGCAAAAUUGUCAGGCCAUGCGAAAACUGUUAACUGUGUUUCUUGGAACCCAGUCUAUCCCUCUUUGUUGGCUUCAGCUAGUGACGAUUCCACCGUUCGUAUAUGGGGGCCGACUGCUACACACAACGUAAACGCAACACCAGAAAGCGAUGAUUGUUCAUCCUGUUCUUCUUCGUCGUCAUGGAAUAUGACAUCCUAGAGUAUAGCAAUUGAUGUUGCGCAGUUUUAAUAUAAUUCACAUGUAAUGGAAGCAUACGGACUCUUUAUUGUAAGAAAUUUACUUCAUUGUCAUUAAAUCAUGUCACACCUAAACUACUACUGCACUAUUCAUUUGAUAGCUUAUUAUAUUACAACGCAGACUGUCGGCAUGCACUCAUUAACAAAACCGAUUAAUCAUGUUAACAUUUGACGAUGUGUAGAAUAAUAAUAAAGCGAAGAGAGGGGCUAUUAUGUUGGUGCAUUUUGUUUUCCCCAUCUCAUUGCUUCCAUUGUUAA
This is a messenger RNA of Stomoxys calcitrans (stable fly), 2861 nucleotides long. Its product is annotated as WD repeat-containing protein 26 homolog. Gene Ontology annotation, molecular function: protein binding. The transcript has 4 exons. Bases 667 to 2565 code for a protein of 632 amino acids. Gene Ontology annotation, cellular component: GID complex. Gene Ontology annotation, biological process: proteasome-mediated ubiquitin-dependent protein catabolic process. The record is from RefSeq and is a predicted model, not a curated record. NCBI's taxonomy places the organism in Eukaryota, Metazoa, Arthropoda, Insecta, Diptera, Muscidae.